UUCCGGUGGCCUCGUGGCCCCGGGGGUCGCUUCCUGGUGUCCCCUGGCCACGUGUCCCCGUGUCCCUGGGGGUCUCUUCCUGCUGGCCCCUGGCCGCGUGACCCCGGGAAUCUGUUCCUGGUGGCCCUCAGGACACAGCCGCCAUGGCUGAGGAGAUGGGGACCAGGGCCACCAGGAAGGCCACUUUGUCACCUGGCAGUGCCCGGGGCGCGGCCACCGAGUCCAGCACGCUGCUCCAGGAGCUGCGGGGCAACAUCUCCAAAUCCGUGCAGAGCAAGGUGGACUCCAUCCUGCAGGAUGUGCAGAAGUUCUCGGACAGUGACAAACUCUACCUGUACCUGCAGCUGCCCUCGGGGCCCAGCCUGGGCGAGAAGAGCAGCAGCAGCAGCAGCAGCAGCAGCAGCAGCAGCAGCUCCUCGCUGGAGCUGAGCGCGCUGGGCACGGCCGAGCACAUGCACGCCUGCAGCUGGAUCCGCAACCACCUGGAGGAGCACACGGACACCUGCCUGCCCAAACAGGACGUCUACGACGCCUACAAGCGUUACUGCGACAACCUCGGCUGCCGCCCCCUGAGCACGGCCAAUUUCGGCAAAAUCAUCCGGGAAAUCUUCCCAAACAUCAAAGCCCGGCGCUUGGGAGGCCGAGGACAAUCCAAGUACUGCUACGGUGGGAUCCGGAGGAAGACGGUGGUGAGCCUUCCUCCCCUGCCCAGCCUGGACCUGAAAGCCACCGAGACCGCGGAGCUGGCAGAUCUCGUCCCCUCCUACAGCUCGGAGGUGACAGAGGCCGCCUGUGCCCUGACGUGUGACUGGGCUGAGAAGAUCCUCAAGCGCUCCUUCAACAACAUCGUGGAGGUGGCGCAGUUCCUGCUGCAGCAGCACAUCAUCAGCUCCCGCUCUGCCCACGCUGACCUCCUCAUGGCCAUGGUGGUGGCAGAAACCACGGACAAGCCCCCCCAGGACCCCCGGCCCCCCUCAGCCCCCCGCAAGAACGGCCCGGACCCCUCGGACAGCGGCGAGCGCAGCCAGGAGCAGCCCAAGAAGGACACUGUCCCCAAAGGCCACCUCCCAUCGCGGCCGGACAAGAAGAAAGCCCCGGAGCCCCCCAGGCCGGCCAGCAGCCCCCAGGUGACCGCCCUGGUGGCCCGGCUGCCCCUCCUGCUGCCCCGAAUCCCCCCCCCGGAGCGACCCCCGGCCCCCGGCGCCGCCCCCCUGCGCCCGUCCCCUCCCGUCCUUGUCCCCAAGCUGACGGCGGCACCCUUGGGUGGCACGGUCAAGGUGGCCCUGCCGCUGCCCGUGGGGACGGCGCUGGCCCCGGGGGGCUCGGGGCUGCUGAGCCCCCCCGGAGCCAUCCCCGUGCUCAACGUGCUGCUGCCCGGGGUGGGGGUCCCGCCCUGCGCCGAGACCCCCGGAGGCGGCGCCAGGGCGGGAGGGGACGGCGAGGGACAGCGCGGUGGUGGCACCAAGGCCACCAAGCGUCCCCAGGAGGGAGGCGGGGAGGGGCCGGCGCACAAGAGGAGGAGGGGGAGGCCGAGGAAGAGGCCGGGGGACGCGGCGGGGUCACCCGAGGAGCUGGAGGUCCCCAAAGGGGAGGAGGGAGGGGACUCGUCGCCCCCAGGGGACUCGGCGGGGGGUGGCAGUGCCACUGUGGCCUUUGGGGACACGGAGGUGGCGGCUGGGGACGCUGGGGAGGACAUGGAUGUGGACAGUGAUGGGGGGGGUGGGGGGGACAGCUUGGAUGGUGUCACUGUCCCCCCUGGGGACAGCCAGGACAGUGUCACCGUGCCCCCUGGGGACAGCCAGGACAGUGUCACCGUGCCCCCUGGGGACAGUCAGGACAGUGGCAGUGUCACUGUCCCUGUUGGGGACAGCCUGGACAGUGUCACCGUGCCCCCUGGGGACAGCUUGGACAGUGUCACCGUCCCCCUUAGGGACAGCCAGGACAGUGGCAGUGUCCAGCCUGGGGACAGCCAGGACAGUGUCACCGUGCCCCCUGGGGACAGCUUGGACGGUGUCACUGUCCCCCCUGGGGACAGCCAGGACAGUGUCACCGUGCCCCCUGGGGACAGCCAGGACAGUGUCACCAUCCCCCUUAGGGACAGCCAGGACAGUGGCAGUGUCCAGCCUGGGGACAGCCAGGACAGUGUCACUGUCCCCCCUGGGGACAGCCAGGACAGUGUCACCGUGCCCCCUGGGGACAGCUUGGACAGUGGCAGUGUCACUGUCCCCAUUAGGGAUAGCCUGGACAGUGGCAGUGUCACUGUUGGGGACAGCCAGGACAGUGGCAGUGUCACUGUUGGGGACAGCCAGGACAGUGGCAGUGUCACUGUCCCCAUUAGGGACAGCCCAGCUGAAGGAAGUGCCACUGUCACUGUUGGGGACAGCAUGGACAGUGCCACUGUGCCCCCUGGGGACAGCCUGGACAGUGUCACCGUCCCCCUUAGGGACAGUAUGGACAGUGGCAGUGUCCUCCCUGGGGACAGCUUGGAGAGUGCCACUGUCCCCCCUAGGGACAGCUUGGACAGUGGCAGUGUCACUGUUGGGGACAGUAUGGACAGUGGCAGUGUCCAGCCUGGGGACAGCUUGGACAGUGGCAGUGUCACCGUUCCCCUUGGGGACAGCCUGGACAGUGGCAGUGUCACUGUUGGGGACAGCCUGGACAGUGUUGCCAUCCCCCUUGGGGACAGCUCGGACAGUGACAGUGUCCCUGGUGGUGGCUCUCCUGGUGGUGGCAGUGUCACUUCCCCCCUUGGGGACAGCCUGGUCCCCACUGGUGGCUCUCUUGGUGGUGGCAGUGCCACUGUCCUCAUCAGGGACAGCUCAGCCAUGGCCAGUGACACUGGGGACAGGCCAGAUGGUGGCAGUGCCACCCCUGGGGACAGGCCUGUCACCAGGAGUGCCACCAUUCCCAUCAGGGACAGCUCAGCUGGUGGCAGUGCCACUGUCCCCGUCAGGGACAGCCCAUCCAGGGACAGUGACACUGGGGACAGGCUGGAUGGUGACAAUGCCACCGCCCCUAUUGAGGACAGCCCAGGCAGGGACGGUGGCACUGCCACCACUGAAGGCAGCCCAGCCGCUGGCAGUGCCACUGUCCCCAUCAGGGACAGCUCACCCGGGGACACGGGGGACAGGACAGUCACCAGGAGUGCCACCAUCCCUGUCAGGGACAGCUCAUCCAGGGACAGUGACACUGGGGACAGGACAGUCACCAGGAGUGCCACUGUCCCCACCAGGGACAGCUCACCCAGGGACAGUGACACUGGGGACAGGCCUGUCACCAGGAGUGCCACCAUCCCCACCAGGGACAGCUCAUCCAGGGACAGUGACACUGGGGACAGGACAGUCACCAGGAGUGCCACUGUCCCCACCAGGGACAGCUCAUCCAGGGACAGUGACACUGGGGACAGGACAGUCACCAGGAGUGCCACCAUCCCCACCAGGGACAGCUCACCCAGGGACAGUGACACUGGGGACAGGCCUGUCACCAGGAGUGCCACCACUCCCAUAAGGGACAGUCUGGCUGGUGGCAGUGCCACUGUCCCUGUCAGGGACAGGCCUGUCACCAGGAGUGCCACUGUCCCUGUCAAGGCCAGCCCAUCCAGAGGCAGUGCCACCCCUGGGGACAGGCCUGUCACCAGGAGUGCCACUGUCCCUGUCAGGGACAGCCCAGCUGGUGGCAGUGCCACUGUCCCUGCCAAGGACAAUGCAGCCAGGGGCAGUGCCACCUCUGGGGACAGGCCUGUCACCAGGAGUGCCACCAUCCCUACCAGGGACAGUGACACUGGGGACAGGCCUGUCACCAGGAGUGCCACCAUCCCCACCAGGGACAGCUCGGCUGGUGGCAGUGCCACUGUCCCUGCCAAGGACAAGACAGUCAGUGGCAGUGCCACCCCUGGGGACAGGCCAGGCAGGGGCAGUGCCACCGUCCCUGUCAGGGACAGCUCACCCAGCACCAGUGCCACCCCUGGGGACAGGACAGGCAGUGCCACCAUCCCUGUCAGGGACAGCUCAUCCAGGGACAGUGACACUGGGGACAGGCCUGUCACCAGGAGUGCCACCAUCCCCACCAGGGACAGUGACACUGGGGACAGGCCUGUCACCAGGAGUGCCACCAUUCCCAUCAGGGACAGCCUGGCUGGUGGCAGUGCCACUGUCCCUGCCAAGGACAAGCCCAUCAGUGGCAGUGCCACCGUCCCUGUCAGUGACAGCUCACCCAGCACCAGUGCCACCCCUGGGGACAGGACAGGCAGUGCCACCAUCCCUGUCAGGGACAGCUCAUCCAGGGACAGUGACACUGGGGACAGGCCUGUCACCAGGAGUGCCACCAUCCCUGUCAGGGACAGCCCAGCUGGUGGCAGUGCCACUGUCCCCAGUAAGGACAGCUCACCCAAAGAGAGUGCCACCCCUGGGGACAGGCCUGUCACCAGGAGUGCCACUGUCCCUGCCAAGGCCAGCCCAUCCAGGGCCAGUGCCACCUCUGGGGACAGGCCUGUCACCAGGAGUGCCACCAUCCCCACCAGGGACGGUGACACUGGGGACAGGCCUGUCACCAGGAGUGCCACCAUUCCCAUCAGGGACAGUCUGGCUGGUGGCAGUGCCACUGUCCCUGCCAAGGACAAGCCCAUCAGUGGCAGUGCCACCAUCCCUGUCAGUGACAGCUCACCCAGCACCAGUGCCACCUCUGGGGACAGGACAGGCAGUGCCACCGUCCCUGUCAGGGACAGCUCAUCCAGGGACAGUGACACUGGGGACAGGCCUGUCACCAGGAGUGCCACCGUCCCUGUCAGGGACAGCCCAUCCAGUGGCAGUGCCAGCCCUGGGGACAGUCUGUCUGGUGGCAGUGCCACUGUCCCCAGUAAGGACAGCUCAUCCAGGGAUGGUGGCACUCUUGGGGACAGGCCGGUCACCAGGAGUGCCACCAUCCCUGCCAAGGACAAUGCAGCCAGGGGCAGUGCCACCCCUGGGAACAUGUCUGUCACCCGGAGUGCCACCAUCCCCACCAGGAACAGCCCAGCUGGUGGCAGUGCCACUGUCCCUGUCAGGGACAGCCCAUCCAGUGGCAGUGCCACCUCUGGGGACAGGCCGGAUGGUGGCAGUGCCACCAUCCCUGUCAGGGACAGUCUGUCUGGUGGCAGUGGCACUGUCCCCAGUAAGGACAGCUCACCCCAAGGCAGUGCCACCCCUGGGGACAGGCCUGUCACCAGGAGUGCCACCAUCCCCACCAGGGACAGUGACACUGGGGACAGGACAGUCACCAGGAGUGCCACCAUCCCUGUCAGGGACAGUCUGGCUGGUGGCAGUGCCACUGUCCCCAGAAAGGACAGCUCACCCCAAGGCAGUGCCACCCCUGGGGACAGGCCAGGAAGUGCCACCAUCCCUGUCAGGGACAGCUCAUCCCAAGGCAGUGCCCCCUCUGGGGACAGGCCUGUCACCAGGAGUGCCACCAUCCCUGUCAGGGACAGUGACACUGGGGACAGGACAGUCACCAGGAGUGCCACCAUCCCUGUCAGGGACAGCUCAUCCCAAGGCAGUGCCACCCCUGGGGACAGGACAGUCACCAGGAGUGCCACCAUCCCUGUCAGGGACAGCUCAUCCAGUGGCAGUGCCACCACUGGGGACAGGCCUGUCACCAGGAGUGCCACCAUUCCCAUGAGGGACAGCCCAGCUGGUGGCAGUGGCAUUGUCCCCAGUAAGGCCAGCCCAUCCAGUGGCAGUGGCAUGGUCACCAGGAGUGCCACCAUCCCCACCAGGGACAGCCCAGCUGGUGGCAGUGCCACUGUCCCUGUCAGGGACAGCCCAUCCCGUGCCAGUGCCAGCCCUGGGGACAGGCCUGUCACCAGGAGUGCCACUGUCCCCACUGUCCCUGCCAAAGCCAGCCCAUCCAGUGGCAGUGCCACCCCUGGGGACAGGCUGGGCAGGGGCAGUGCCACUGUCCCCAGUAAGGACAGCUCACCCAGAGACAGUGCCACCCCUGGGGACAGGCCUGUCACCAGGAGUGCCACCAUCCCCACCAGGGACAGCCCGGCUGGUGGCAGUGCCACUGUCCCUGUCAGGGACAGCUCAUCCAGCACCAGUGCCACCAUCCCUGUCAGGGACAGCUCAUCCAGGGACAGUGCCACCUCUGGGGACAGGACAGUCACCAGGAGUGCCACUGUCCCCACCAGGGACAGCCCAGCUGGUGGCAGUGCCACUGUCCCUGUCAGGGACAAGCUGAUCAGUGGCAAUGCCACCAUCCCUGUCAGGGACAGCCCAGCCAGGGCCAGUGCCACCUCUGGGGACAGGCCUGUCACCAGGAGUGCCACCAUCCCUGUCAGGGACAAGCUGGUCAGUGGUGCCACUGUCCCCAGUAAGGACAGCUCAGCCAAGGCCAGUGCCACCCCUGGGGACAGGCAGGGCAGGGCCAGUGUCACCAUCCCUGGCAGGGACAGGUCACCCAGAGACAGUGCCACCCCUGGGGACAGGACAGUCAGAGACAGUGCCACCCCUGGGGACAGGACAGUCAGAGACAGUGCCACCCCUGGGGACAGGUUGGGCAGGGCCAGUGUCACCCCUGGGGACAGGUUAGUGAGAGACAGUGCCACCCCUGGGGACAGGACAGUCAGAGACAGUGCCACCCCUGGGGACAGGUCACCCAGAGACAGUGCCACCCAUGGGGACAGGACAGUCAGAGACAGUGCCACCCAUGGGGACAGGACAGUCAGAGACAGUGCCACCCCCGGGGACAGGACAGUCAGAGACAGUGUCACCAUCCCUGGCAGGGACAGGUCACCCAGAGACAGUGCCACCCCUGGGGACAGGUUGGGCAGGGCCAGUGUCACCCCCGGGGACAGGACAGUCAGAGACAGUGCCACCCCUGGGGACAGGUUAGUGAGAGACAGUGCCACCCCUGGGGACAGGACAGUCAGAGACAGUGUCACCAUCCCUGGCAGGGACAGGUCACCCAGAGACAGUGCCACCCCUGGGGACAGGUUGGGCAGGGCCAGUGUCACCCCUGGGGACAGGACAGUCAGAGACAGUGCCACCCCUGGGGACAGGCAGGGCAGGGCCAGUGUCACCAUCCCUGGCAGGGACAGCACAGCCAGGGCCACUGCUGUUGGGGACAGGCCAGGCAGUGCCACUGUCCCCAUCAGGGACAGGAGCAGUGGCAGUGCCACCAUUGGGGACAGGCCAGGCAGUGCCACCAUCCCCGUCAGGGACAGGUCACCCAGAGACAGUGGCACUGGGGACAGGCCAGGCAGGGACAGGUCACACUGGCCCGGUGACUUUGGGGACAGACUGGGCAGUGUCACUGUGCCCAUCAGGGACAGGCCACCCAGAGACAGUGACAGUGGGGACAGGAGCAGUGACACCACUGGGGACAGGCCUGGCAGUGCCACCGUCCCUGUCAGGGACAGGCCACACAGGCCCAGUGGCAGUGGGGACAGGAGCAGUGGCAGUGUCACCAUCCCCGUCAGGGACAGAUCACACAGGGGAAGUGGCUCUGGGGACAGGAGCAGUGGCAGUGCCACUGUCCCUGUCAGGGACAGGCCACCCAGGGCCAGUGACAGUGGGGACAGGCCAGCCGGUAGCAGUGCCACCAUCUCCAGCAGGGACAGAUCACACAAGGCCAGUGGCACCAUUGGGGACAGAAGCAGUGGCAGUGCCACCGUCCCUGUCAGGGACAGGUCACCCAGAGACAGUGGCAUUGGGGACAGAAGCAGUGCCACCACUGGGGACAGGCCAGGCAGUGCCACCGUCUCCAGCAGGGACAGGCCACACAGGCCCAGUGGCACUGGGGACAGGAGCAGUGCCACCACAGGGGACAGGCGUGGCAAUGCCACCAUCCCCAUCAAGGACAGGUCACCCAGAGACAGUGGCACUGGGGACAGGAACAGUGGCGCUGGGGACAGGCCUGGCAGUGCCACCAUCCCUGUCAGGGACAGGUCACACAGGCCCGGUGACUUUGGGGACAGACUGGGCAGUGCCACCGUGCCCAGCAGGGAGAGGCCACACAGGGGCAGUGACAGUGGGGACAGGAGCAGUGGCACCACAGGGGACAGGCCUGGCAGUGCCACCGUGCCCAGCAGGGACAGAUCACACAGGGGCAGUGACAGUGAGGACAGGAGCAGUGGCAGUGCCACCGUGCCCAGCAGGGACAGAUCACACAGGGGCAGUGACAGUGAGGACAGGAGCAGUGGCAGUGCCACCUUGCCCAGCAGGGACAGGCCACCCAGGGCCAGUGACUUUGGGGACAGACCGGGCAGGAGCAGUGCCACUGUCCCUGUCAGGGACAGGUCACACAGGCCCAGUGACUUUGGGGACAGGAGCAGUGGCAGUGCCACCUUGCCCAGCAGGGACAGGCCACCCCGGCCCAGUGACAGUGGGGACAGGAGCAGUGGCACUGUCCCUGUCAGGGACAGCCCAGCUGGGGGCAGUGGCACUGUCCUUGUUGGGGACAGGCCAGUCAGUAGGAGUGGCACCAUUGGGGACAGGCUGGUCACUCUGAGUGACACCGUUGGGGACAGGCUGGUCACUGACAGUGACACCAUUGGGGACAGGCUGGUCACUGACAGUGGCACCAUUGGGGACAGGCUGGUCACUGACAGUGACACUGUUGGGGACAGGCUGGUCACUGACAGUGGCACCAUUGGGGACAGGCUGGUCACAGACAGUGACACCGUUGGGGACAGGCCAGCCAGUAGGAGUGGCACCAUUGGGGACAGGCCAGUCAGUAGGAGUGGCACCAUUGGGGACAGGCUGGUCACUGACAGUGGCACAAUUGGGGACAGGCUGGUCACUCUGAGUGACACCGUUGGGGACAGGCUGGUCACUGACAGUGACACCAUUGGGGACAGGCUGGUCACUCUGAGUGACACCGUUGGGGACAGGCUGGUCACAGACAGUGACACUGUUGGGGACAGGCUGGUCACUGACAGUGGCACCCCUCCUGCCAGGGACUGUCCCUCCAGGGACAGUGGCACUCCAGGGGACAUGCCAGUUGCUGGCAGUGCCACUGUCCCCGUCAGGGACAGCCUAUCCAGGGGCACUGCCACCAUCGUGGACACGCCUGUCACCGCCAGUGCCACCAUCCCCAUCAGGGACAGCCCGUCCAGGGGCACUGCCACCAUCAUGGACACGCUUGUCACCACCAGUGCCACCAUCCCCAUCAGGGACAGCCCGUUCUGGGCUGGUGACACCACUGGGGACAGCUCGGUGGCUGGCAGUGCCACCAUCCCCAUCAGGGCCAGCCCAUUCUGGGCUGGUGACACCGCUGGGGACAGCUCGGUGGCUGGCAGUGCCACCGUCCCCAUCAGGGACUGCCCGUCCAGGGGCACUGCCACCAUCAUGGGCACGCUUGUCACCGCCAGUGCCACCAUCCCCAUCAGGGACAGCCCGUUCUGGGCUGGUGACACCGCUGGGGACAGCUCGGUGGCUGGCAGUGCCAGGGACUGCCCGUCCAGGGGCACUGCCACCAUCGUGGACGCGCUUGUCACCCUCAGUGGCACCGUGAUGGACAGGAGGAUCCUGGGCAGUGUCACCGUCCCCGUCAGGGCCAGCCUGUCCAGGGGCACUGCCACCAUCGUGGACACGCCCGUCUUUGUCAGUGCCACCGUCCUGGUUGGGGACUCCAUCCCCAGGGUCACCGCCACCAUCGUGGAGUCCAGGGUGCCCGGCCGUGCCAUCCUCCCCCUUGGGGACACGCUGGCCUGUGGCAGUGCCACCAUCCCCGGCAGGGACGGUGCAACUGUCACCUUCCCGGGCUGGCCGGGCAGGGACGGUGUCACUGUCCCUCGUGGGGACUGGUCUGGUGGGGACAGUGCCACCAUCCCUCGUGGGGACUGGUCUGGCAGGGACAGUGCCACUGUCCCCUUCCGGGUGUGCCCAUCCAGGGACAGUGCCACCACCUCUGACAGGGACAGUGCCACCAUUCCUCGUGGGGACUGGUCUGGUGGGGACAGUGCCACCAUUCCUCGUGGGGACUGGUCUGGCAGGGACAGUGCCACUGUCCCCUUCCGGGUGUGCCCAUCCAGGGACAGUGCCACCACCUCUGACAGGGACUGGUCUGGCAGGGAUGGUGUCACUGUCCCUCGAGGGGACUGGUCUGGUGGGGACAGUGCCACCAUCCCUCGUGGGGACUGGUCUGGCAGGGACAGAGCCACCACCUCUGUCAGGGAGUGCCCGUCCAGGGACAGUGCCACCAUCCCUCGUGGGGACUGGCCAGGCAGGGACAGUGCCACCGUCCCCAUCAGGGAGUGCCCAUCCAGGGACAGUGUCACCGUCCCUCGAGGGGACUGGUCUGGUGGGGACAGUGCCACCAUUCCUCGUGGGGAUUGGUCUGGCAGGGACAGAGCCACCAUCUGUGACAGGGAUUGGCCAGGCAGGGACAGUGCCACUGUCCCCAACCAGGAGUGCCCAUCCAGGGACAGUGCCACCACCUCUGACAGGGACUGGCCAGGCAGGGACAGUGCCACUGUCCCCAUCAGGGAGUGCCCAUCCAGGGACGGUGUCACUGUCCCUCGUGGGGAGUGGCCAGGCAAGGACAGUGCCACCACCUCUGUCAGGGAGUGCCCGUCCAGGGACAGUGCCACCAUCUGUGACAGGGACUGGCCAGGCAGGGACAGUGCCACUGUCCCCAUCAGGGAGUGCCCGUCCAGGGACAGUGCCACCAUCCCUGUUGGGGCCAGGUCAGUGGGUGGCACUGCCACCGUCCCCAUCCGGGAGUGCCCAUCCAGGGACAAUGUCACCGUCCCCUGUGGGGACUGGUCUGGUGGGGACAGUGCCACUGUCCCCACCCGGGAGUGCCCAUCCAGGGGCAGUGCCACCCUUGGGGACACACACGUCACUGGCAGUCCCCCCAUCAGUGGCAGUGCCACCAUCCCUGACAGGGACUGUCCUUCCCGGGGCGGUGCCACCACAGGGGACAGGCCAGGCAGUGCCACCCUUGGGGACAGGCCAGGCGGUGCCACCCUUGGGGACAAGCCUGCCAGUGCCACCGCGCCCUCCAGGCCCAUCACGCCCGCCCGUGUCAGCGUCAUCAGGGAUGGCAGGACGGGCACCAGGGUGGCACUGGGGGGUCACAGCCAGGCCGGGUCACCCCUGGGGGACACGCAGGGACACACGAGGGCGGGCACGGGCGUGGGGUCCCCUGCGUCACACCAAUAAAAACCAGUAAA
Poecile atricapillus (Black-capped chickadee) is the source of this 11152-nucleotide messenger RNA. It is a transcript of the gene RFX5, whose product is annotated as regulatory factor X5. Gene Ontology annotation, biological process: regulation of transcription by RNA polymerase II. The coding region runs from base 144 to 11141 and encodes 3665 amino acids. The transcript is spliced from 15 exons. The record is from RefSeq and is a predicted model, not a curated record. Gene Ontology annotation, molecular function: RNA polymerase II cis-regulatory region sequence-specific DNA binding; DNA-binding transcription factor activity, RNA polymerase II-specific. Lineage: Eukaryota; Metazoa; Chordata; Aves; Passeriformes; Paridae.